Cornus florida is the source of this 2633-nucleotide messenger RNA. RefSeq names its product RNA demethylase ALKBH10B. The transcript has 9 exons. Gene Ontology annotation, molecular function: demethylase activity; mRNA binding. The record is from RefSeq and is a predicted model, not a curated record. Gene Ontology annotation, biological process: mRNA catabolic process. NCBI's taxonomy places the organism in Eukaryota, Viridiplantae, Streptophyta, Magnoliopsida, Cornales, Cornaceae. The coding region runs from base 314 to 2380 and encodes 688 amino acids.
GAACGAGUACUCGAAUAGUAGAAGAGAGAGAGAGAGAGCGCCACCAUUUAAGACCAUACACGAGAGUGCUCAAUUAGACAUUCUCCUUAACCUUCACUCCACAUUCCACAAACCCUAGAUCUUCAACCUUUACUUUGAAUUCCACGUUUCUACAUCACUGUGCACCCUUUGAUUCUCUCACAAACGACCUCAAACUCAUCUUCAGAUCCGAACAAUUCAACAAUUCACGCCCUCCCAAUUCAGAUCACAAAAUAUCUGGGAUGAGGUAGCUAUUUAUGCUGUUGAGUGAUAGAUAUCGAAUUUCAUAAUAUCUAUGGCAAUGCCAUCGGGAAAUGUGGUCAUAUCAGAUAAAAUGCAGUUGCCGACCGGUGGUGGUGGGUCCGGCGGAGGCGGUGAGAUCCACCACCACCAGCGGCAGUGGUUCCCUGAUGAGCGUGACGGGUUUAUCUUUUGGUUGCGUGGGGAAUUUGCUGCAGCCAAUGCGAUAAUAGACUCAUUGUGUCAACAUUUGAGGUUGAUAGGAGAACCAGGAGAGUAUGAUGGGGUUAUAGGUUUUAUACAGCAAAGGCGGUGCAAUUGGAACCCAGUUCUUCAUAUGCAGCCGUACUUUCCGGUUGCUGAAGUCUCAUAUGCACUGCAGCAGGUGAUAUGGAGGCGGCAACAGCGGCAUUUUGAUCCAGUAAAGGGGCAGGGGAAAGAGUUUAGGAGAUCUGGUUUUGGGUCUAGGCAGGGACAGAGGGUUGAACAUGUCAAGGAUGUUUAUAAUUCUAAUGUAGAAUAUCAUAGUCAGGAUGACAAUUCUUUGGCCAAUUCCAAUUCCAUGGCAUUGGGGAAAGGAGAACGUGUGGCUGGAAAGGGUGAAGAACCCAAAUUGGGGGACGAGGUGGUGAACGUUAUGGAGUUGGAGGAUAAGAGUGUGGCACUUGCAGAGGAAAAAAAAGAUGUGGUCGCAAGUCCUCAACUAGACAGCUGCAUCAAGGGUUCAGGCAACUCACAAGUAAACAUUUCUGGCAAUUCAGAACCUGAGGCAGAAGGGGUGGAUGAUGGGAAUGCAUCAAACUCCAAAGGGCCUUGUAAUGUGCUUCCGGAGAAUGAUUCCAGUUCUAUGCAAAACUCACAUGAGAAGCAGAAUCUCACAAUUGUUCCAAAAACUUUUGUUGGUGCAGAGACAUUUGAGGGAAAGCAGAUAAAUGUGGUUGAUGGAAUGAAAUUGUAUGAAGAACUAUUUGAUGCCUUAGAAGUUUCAAAACUUGUCUCAUUGGUCAAUAAUUUGAGAGCUGCAGGGAAAAGAGGGCAGUUUCAAGGACAAACGUUUGUGAUGUCGAAGAGACCAAUGAGGGGGCAUGGAAGAGAGAUGAUUCAGUUUGGCCUGCCCAUUGCAGAAGCACCUCCUGAUGAUGAAAUUGCAGCUGGGACCUCCAAAGAUCGGAGAAUAGAACCCAUUCCUGGCUUGCUGCAAGAUAUAAUCGAUCGAUUAGUUAGCAUGCAAGCAAUCACUGUAAAACCAGAUUCUUGUGUCAUUGAUAUCUUUAAUGAGGGUGAUCACUCACAUCCUCACAUGUGGCCAGCAUGGUUUGGAAGGCCUGUCUCUGUCCUAUUCUUGACAGAAUGUGACAUGACCUUUGGGAAAGUGAUCGGAACAGAUCAUCCUGGGGAUUAUAGAGGCUCUCUUAAGCUUUCUAUUCGACCCGGUUCUCUGCUUGUAAUGCAAGGAAGAUCUGCAGAUUUUUCCAAACAUGCUAUUCCCUCCCUCCGCAAACUGCGGAUACUUGUUACGUUGACAAAGUCAGAGCCAAAGAAAACCACAUCAAAUGAUGGUCGUCUAGCUUUGUCUGCGGUACCAUCACCCUCGCCUUGGGGCCCACCAUCUAAUAGGUCAUCCAAUCAUAUUCGCCAACCUGUGCCUAAGCAUUAUGGUCCGGUUCCAACAACUGGGGUAUUGCCUGCUCCAUCCACUCGUCCACAACUAGCACCUCCAAAUGUCAUUCAGCCGCUUUUUGUGCCCACCGCAGUUGCUGCAGCCAUGCCUUAUCCUGCACCAGUUGCUCUUCCACCUGCUUCAUCUGGAUGGACAGUGGCUCCGCCCAGACAUCCUCCACCUCAUCUACCAGUCCCUGGCACUGGAGUCUUCCUUCCUCCGCCAGGUUCUGGUAAUUCAACUCAACAACUAUUGUCAACUACUGAAACCACAGAGACACCAUCCUUGCCAGAAAAAGACCGCGGUUUGGGGAAUUCAAAUGGUAAAAGUAGUGCUUCUCCAAAGGGUAAAGUAGAUGGAAAAAUGCAACAGCAGGACUGCAAUGGAAGAGCAGUGGCAAAGGAUGAACUACAACAAAGCCUUGAUGUAAAGGUGGUUAGCGAAUCUGCUGGAACAGUUUAGAGAGAGAGAGUAGGAUUGUGGCUCAGAGCAAAGGGAUAGGCUGCAUACUGCAAUGAGUUUGAAGCAAAUGUAAAAAGCGGCAAAAAUUGAGACUUGAGCAUAGUACCAGUGGGCAAAGGGAAGGAGGGAUAUUUUCAGUUCUUUUUACAGUCCCUUCUGCUCUAUGUUCCUUUUUUUGUUAUCCUGUCAUAUGGAUUCUGAUACUAGUCGAGCAACUUAUAUUUCAAUUUAACAGUAGCGCUUCUUUCUGUCU